GCAGGAGCGCGGAGGGCGGGCGGGCGGCGGCGCACGGCAGUGAGGGCCGCAAUGGCGGGCGGGUCGCGUGUCUGCCUCGUCUUCGCAGCAAUCUUGGCUCUCCUCUAUUCAGGAUGGUGUUCCGAAGACGAGGAGCGGUUGGUACGAGACUUGUUCCGCGGGUACAACAAGCUGAUCCGCCCGGUACAGAACAUGACGCAGAAGGUGGACGUGCGCUUCGGGCUCGCCUUCGUGCAGCUAAUUAACGUUAACGAGAAGAAUCAGAUUAUGAAAUCGAACGUAUGGCUGCGUUUAGUUUGGAUGGAUUACCAGCUGAUGUGGGACGAGGCUGACUACGGCGGCAUUGGCGUGCUGCGUCUGCCGCCUGACAAGGUCUGGAAGCCUGACAUCGUGCUCUUCAACAACGCCGAUGGCAAUUACGAAGUUCGAUACAAAUCUAACGUCUUGAUCUACCCAAAUGGAGAAGUACUUUGGGUACCUCCGGCUAUUUAUCAGAGCUCAUGCACCAUUGACGUAACGUACUUUCCAUUCGAUCAACAAACAUGCAUCAUGAAGUUCGGCUCAUGGACCUUCAACGGUGACCAAGUAUCCCUCGCAUUAUACAACAACAAGAACUUCGUCGAUCUGUCCGACUAUUGGAAAUCCGGGACCUGGGACAUAAUUGAAGUGCCCGCGUAUUUGAAUAUUUAUGAAGGAAACCAUCCCACCGAAACAGACAUCACGUUUUACAUUAUAAUUCGAAGGAAAACAUUAUUCUACACUGUCAACUUGAUCCUGCCUACAGUACUCAUCUCAUUCCUGUGCGUGCUCGUCUUUUAUCUGCCUGCCGAAGCUGGGGAAAAGGUAACCUUAGGUAUCAGUAUCCUGCUGUCACUGGUUGUGUUUCUGCUCCUGGUGUCCAAGAUCCUCCCGCCCACUUCGCUGGUGCUGCCUCUGAUCGCCAAGUAUCUUCUGUUCACCUUCAUCAUGAACACCGUCAGUAUCCUGGUCACUGUCAUCAUCAUCAACUGGAACUUCAGGGGACCUAGGACUCACAGGAUGCCACUGUGGAUCCGGAGCGUGUUCCUGCACUACCUGCCAGCCGCACUGCUCAUGCGGCGGCCUCGCAAGACGCGUCUGCGCUGGAUGAUGGAGAUGCCCGGCAUGGGAGCCCCGCCCCACGCCGCCGCGCCUCACGACCUACCCAAACAUAUCAGCGCAAUAGGAGCGAAACAGAGUAAAAUGGAAGCCAUGGAGUUAUCAGAUCUUCAUCACCCGAACUGCAAAAUCAAUCGUGCCGCUGGAGGUGGAGAAUUGGGAGCGCUGGGAGGCAUGGGUGCCCUUGGAGGCCUGGGCCUUGGGGGGGAGAGAAGGGAGUCUGAAAGCUCGGAUUCGCUACUGCUUUCCCCAGAGGCAGCAAAGGCCACAGAAGCUGUCGAAUUUAUUGCUGAACAUUUACGUAAUGAGGAUCUUUACAUACAGACUCGCGAAGACUGGAAGUACGUAGCAAUGGUGAUCGACAGGCUACAACUGUACAUCUUCUUCAUCGUGACCACAGCCGGCACAGUUGGCAUUUUGAUGGACGCUCCUCACAUCUUCGAAUACGUCGACCAGGACAGAAUUAUUGAAAUAUAUCGCGGAAAAUAAUUUAGGCUUCCAGUUAAUAUUGGUUCUUCCAAGUAGGUAAUCACCAAAUACCUAUCGUUAUUAGAGACUUUGUUUCCGUAUACUUAGUCGUGUCAAUUCUAACUCAUUGAUUUGACCUUUGCCAUGUGAUGAUGCUUUUCUGUAUUAUUACUACAGAGUUAACUAAAAAAUACGACUGCAAAAAACUCACGUUUAAUAGAGGUAGGUAGGUACAUCAUGAAUUGUAUAUAUAAUACAUUAAUGGGCCCUGAAAACAUUCCCUUCUGGGCAGUCGUUAAGUGUCGUAUCGAAAUUUGUCAAAAAUGUAUUAGGUACCUUUACUAUUGUUGUCGAUGUAUGUUAGUAGGUACUUAUAUGUUUGCUGAAAACAUCGAAUUUAUUUGCUCUUAUAUUUUUAUUAGUACGUAUAGUACUUAUUACUCAUAUUAGGACUAGACCUAUACUAAUAAGUAGUUUAAUUAGAAAGUAAUUUAUAGAUAAAAUGGCUGUGUUCGAGUCUUAUAAAAGCACAAUAGGUAUUGGAAUAAUAAGUACUUAAUUUGAAAGUAAGUUUGUAUUUUUAUCGAACUUUGAAACGUAAUAAGUAGGUUAAAAUUUAAAACACGUUUAAAUUUUAAAAAUAUAUAAUUUAAGGUACAUACCUAAUUUACCUAAUUUAAGGCACUAAAAGCAUAUUUCUUUUGAUUUUGAUGUAACCAAGUUGAAUUUAGACGAUCGAUUCUGGUGAUUGUUACAUCCCGGUAUGUCUUCAAACUAUUUAGCCUGCUUCCAGAAUAAAUUCGUCCUGUUCAUUUACACAUCGAUGUAAAAUAUAUUCAUAUACUUUUCAUAUACCUAGUAAAAUGUAUAAAGCUUUUACCUUUUUUAUUUCUUGUCUGGAGUUUUCACUGGUUUUUUCAUUUACCGAUAAAUAAGCAAUUCUUCCAUUGUAUGUAUGGGAUUUGUGUAAUAAAUCUCUCCAAAAAUCGCAUCUGAAAAUAACUUUAACAACUAAUAGCAAGUAAAUGUAAUUUUUCGUUCCGUGGUUUUGUAAUAACCUGUUUCGUAAUAAAUUGAUUUACCAGA
This is a messenger RNA of Plodia interpunctella (Indianmeal moth), 2691 nucleotides long. It is a transcript of the gene nAChRbeta1, whose product is annotated as nicotinic Acetylcholine Receptor beta1. Gene Ontology annotation, molecular function: acetylcholine-gated monoatomic cation-selective channel activity; transmembrane signaling receptor activity. Lineage: Eukaryota; Metazoa; Arthropoda; Insecta; Lepidoptera; Pyralidae. Gene Ontology annotation, biological process: nervous system process; monoatomic ion transmembrane transport; signal transduction. The coding region runs from base 52 to 1626 and encodes 524 amino acids. Gene Ontology annotation, cellular component: neuron projection; plasma membrane; synapse. The transcript is spliced from 9 exons. The record is from RefSeq and is a predicted model, not a curated record.